Cyphomyrmex costatus is the source of this 1614-nucleotide messenger RNA. RefSeq names its product cytochrome P450 6k1-like. The transcript is spliced from 5 exons. Lineage: Eukaryota; Metazoa; Arthropoda; Insecta; Hymenoptera; Formicidae. Bases 7 to 1554 code for a protein of 515 amino acids. The record is from RefSeq and is a predicted model, not a curated record. Gene Ontology annotation, molecular function: iron ion binding; monooxygenase activity; oxidoreductase activity, acting on paired donors, with incorporation or reduction of molecular oxygen.
UGUACAAUGGCAUUUAUAACGGCUUAUUGGAGUCUGGACGGUAUAAUAGUUCUGAUGACUUUCAUUUUAACUGUCUACUUUUACAUGACAUAUAAAUUCAAUUACUGGAAAAAGCGAGGCGUUUUGCAUGCGCUACCAAUAUCAAUUUUCGGCAAUUUUACGGAUUGCCUAUUACUAAAGAGAUCCCCUGGCUAUCUUCUGAAAGAUAUUUAUGAUCAAGGAAAAGGAAUGCCUUAUGUCGGUUUUUAUAUAUUAGAUAAACCAUUCUUGAUGAUUCGCGAUAGGAAUCUCAUUAAAAAUGUUUUAAUAAAAGAUUUCAAUUACUUCAACGAUCGAUACUGCACACCUGACAUAACUGAUUCUCUGGCUUAUACCAAUCUCUUCUUUAUCAAAAAUCCAACCUGGAAACUUUUAAGAACGAAGUUGACACCAAACUUCACAUCCAGAAAAUUGAAACAGACAUUCGAGCUGAUGUUAAAAUGCAGUGACAACCUAGAUACGUAUCUCGAAUCGUUAAGCUUGGAAGAUAAAGACGUUGAACUAGAAAUGAAAGACUUAUCCUCCAAAUUCUUUAUGAACAUAAUUGCUACUACUGCGUUUGGACUUAAUGUGGAUUCGUUGAAUAAUCCAGAUAACGAAUUUCGAAAAUAUGGCAAACAAAUUUUUGAGAUUGGCAUUUUACACGGUUACGACUUUCUCAUGGUGUUAUUUAUACCAAGUUUAGUUCAUUUCAUGAGCGCAAAAGUAUACAAUAAGAAAGUCACUGACUUCUUACGUAAUUUAUUUUGGCAAACUAUCACCGAGCGCAUAAAGUCUGGUGAAAAGAGAAAUGAUUUCAUUGAUAUUUUUAUUGAAUUGAAAACAUCUUACGGAGAUCAGAAUAGUGAAACAGGAUUUAAGUUUGAUGGAGAUCAUCUAUUAGCACAGGCAGCUUCUUUCUUCGCAGCUAGUUUUGAAACCUCUUCAACAACAGUGUCUUUUACUUUAUACGAACUCGCGAAGCAUCCAGAAAUACAAGAUAGGCUUCGAAAAGAAAUUCUUGAUGCGCUCGACCAAACUGACGGCAAAAUUACGUAUGACAUGGUCUUGUCGCUAUCGUAUCUCGACAUGGUAGUAUCCGAAGUUUUGAGGAUGUAUCCGGCGUUACCGUUUUUAGAUCGUGUAACGACGGAAACUUACAAGAUACCAGAUUCUGAUUUAGUUCUCGAGAAGAAUACACCAAUUUCUAUCUCGUUACUUGGUGUGCACUAUGAUCCAGAAUACUUUCCUAAUCCAGAUGAAUUCGAUCCAGAACGAUUCACCGAGGAGAACAAACGUAAUAGAUCAUCGUAUGUCUAUCUUCCAUUUGGAGAUGGACCACAUACAUGUAUAGGUAUCCGUAUGGGACUUUUACAAGUAAAAUUGGGAAUUAUAACAAUUUUGAGGAAAUAUGAGGUGAUACCAUCCGAAAAAACUCUAAUACCAAUGGUUAUUGAACCAACAAGUUCUAUGACAGCGCCAUUGGGUGGUACUAUAUAUCUCAACGUUCACAAAAUUAACAAUAAUGGUAAUUAAAAAUUAGUGUAGUAUAAUAAUUUAACAUAUUUGAACUACGAGACACACAUUUGCUCGAUA